This is a messenger RNA of Fusarium vanettenii 77-13-4, 1542 nucleotides long. RefSeq lists its product as uncharacterized. Gene Ontology annotation, cellular component: cytosol. Gene Ontology annotation, molecular function: glutamate decarboxylase activity; pyridoxal phosphate binding. The record is from RefSeq and is a predicted model, not a curated record. Gene Ontology annotation, biological process: L-glutamate catabolic process. Lineage: Eukaryota; Fungi; Ascomycota; Sordariomycetes; Hypocreales; Nectriaceae. Bases 1 to 1542 code for a protein of 513 amino acids. The transcript is spliced from 5 exons.
AUGUCUCAUCUCUCCACUGUUCACUCCCACAAAACUCAGCCAGGCAAGGCGCCUCGUGUCGAGCUCUCCACCGACGAGGAGGAUACCUUCAAGACAAGCGACUAUGGCUCGCGGUUCGCGUGCAUGGAGCUGCCCCGCCAUCAGCUACCUAAUGGUGAGAUGCCGCGCGACAUUGCGUAUCGCUUGAUCAAGGAUGAACUCAGCCUGGAUAAUAACCCGGCCCUCAACUUGGCGUCCUUUGUCACCACUUACAUGGAAGAUGAAGUCGAAAAGCUUAUGACGGAAUCCUUUUCCAAAAACUUCAUCGAUUAUGAAGAAUAUCCCCAAUCUGCUGACAUCCAAAACCGUUGCGUCAGCAUCAUCGGAAACCUCUUUCAUGCCCCGGCUGGCGUUUCCGUGGGUACCUCUACUGUUGGCUCGUCUGAAGCCAUCAUGCUCGCCGUCCUCGCUAUGAAGAAGCGCUGGAAGACGCGUCGCCUUGCCGACGGAAAAUCCGUCGACAAGCCCAACAUGAUCAUGUCGUCGGCCGUGCAGGUCGUCUGGGAGAAGGCGAUGCGUUAUUUUGAGAUCGAAGAAAGGUUCAUCUAUUGCGACCCUGAUCGCUACGUUAUUGAUCCCGACCAAGCUGUUGAUCUUUGCGAUGAGAAUACCAUUGGUAUUUGUGCCAUCCUUGGCACGACCUACACUGGCCAGUACGAAGAUAUCAAGGCGCUGAAUGGCCUUCUUAUCGACCGCAAAGUCGAUGUACCCAUUCACGUUGAUGCUGCAAGUGGCGGCUUCGUUGCGCCGUUUGUUGUGCCCGAGCUAGAAUGGGAUUUUCGAUGUGAAAAGGUCGUGUCCAUCAACGUGUCUGGCCACAAGUAUGGCCUUGUUUACCCCGGCGUCGGCUGGGUUAUCUGGCGGGCUCCCGAGUAUCUUCCCCAAGAACUCGUCUUCAAUAUCAACUAUCUUGGUGCCAAUCAGUCGUCCUUCACCCUCAACUUCUCCAAAAGCGCAUGCCAGGUCAUCGGCCAGUAUUACCAACUCAUCCGCCUCGGUAGACACGGCUACCACAGUAUCAUGAGCAAUCUCACCCGUAAUUCCGACUACCUCGCCGAUGCCAUCGAGAAGCAGGGCUUCAUCGUCAUGUCAGAGCGCAACGGGGCAGGACUGCCACUUGUUGCCUUCCGCUUCAGUACACCCGAGGAGGACGGCAGUGACGAGCAGGGCAGACAUUACGAUGAGUUCGCACUUGCUCAUCAUCUUCGAUCUCGGGGAUGGGUGGUUCCAGCGUACACUAUGGCUCCCAAGUCUGGGGUCAAGAUGUUGAGGAUUGUUGUGAGGGAGGACUUUACACGGUCCCGGUGUGACUCGCUGAUAAGUGACAUUGCCCUUUGUUGUCGGCUUCUCCAAGACAUGGACAAGGAGAGCUCCAAGAGGUUUGAAGCGUAUAUUAACAAGCACCUAACAGCUCUGGGCAAGAGUGAUGGUGCUCAUCCCGAAUACAAGAAUGAAACACAUUCUCUUCAAGGAAAGACGGGAAAGACACAUGCAGUUUGUUAG